Molecule: messenger RNA, 11124 nt
Organism: Mytilus californianus (California mussel)
Lineage: Eukaryota; Metazoa; Mollusca; Bivalvia; Mytilida; Mytilidae
Product: NFX1-type zinc finger-containing protein 1-like
Exons: 2
Coding region: 9-6803 (2264 amino acids)
Biological process (GO): regulatory ncRNA-mediated heterochromatin formation
Cellular component (GO): nuclear RNA-directed RNA polymerase complex; nucleus
Molecular function (GO): helicase activity; zinc ion binding
Source: RefSeq, a predicted model, not a curated record
UGUAAGCAAUGGGAAGAUACAAAAGAGGCACACCAAUAUCGAGUGGGGGCUACAAUUUGCGUAGUACUAAAACGUCGAAUGUAAAUCGAAACAAGUCUGUAAGACAAAGCAUUGAUUACAGUGGCGUAGACUUUAACGCGUUAUCUGUAAUCAUCACACACGAAGAUAAAGUGAACGAUGACGUUAUUGAUAUAUCACAUUCUAGCAAAGAAGGACCAACAUUGAACAAAAGUCAAUGCACUUCAAACGAAAAACCUAAUAAAGAUGACAUAGAUAACUCAACAAAAGAUGCCUAUAGAAAAUCUGUAUCUGAACUUCAAGGUGCAAAGUCAAAUAGAUCGUUCAGCCCUUGUUUAGGAAGUAUCACUCUAAAUCAAUCGGUAAGCAAUUGUCAGAAAAUGUCAAACAGUUUUCAGGAUAAUGAUAACCCUUAUAAAAUCUCUCGUCCGAACAUCGUACUUGAAACAAACAAAACUCACAAAUCUGAUAAUAAUGUUGGAAAUCUAGAUGCAAAAAGAAGAGAAACCUUUUCAUCAAAAAAUGAAAAAAAAUAUCCAGGAAAACGAAGACACAAAAGCCGGUCACUUAGUACGGAAUCCAAUAGGCGAAAGAGAAUUAGAUCAUCUACUAAUUUUGUUGGCGAUGUAAAACACAAACAGCAAAGUUCUAGGAAUGACAAAAUUCGGGAUGGAGAACACCCCUAUUCCGUCGGACGACCAGAUAAAUCUCCUGCUUGUCACUUUUACGGCCGGUAUAGGCGUAAAAUAAAAUUUGAAAGACAAAGUUCGUUCCGAGAAAAGAUAGAUCAACGAUUGCCAUAUCACAAAGGCACAAAAUCACUACGAAGUACUGCUUACAGAGAGAGGUCUCCAUUAAGACAUACACCUGGGCAGCAAAGGGGACACGUUUCCAGGCUACAUGCUUAUCAUAGUUCUCCAUGUAAAAAUACAGAUCUACAUUUAUCUUCAAACCGGAACUAUGAAUUUUGUCAUGAUCAGAAUCCUACAUUUGAUAAAAUAUCUCGUUCUUGCAAUACUGAAUACGAUCGAAAUAUCCAACGAACACAUGAAUUAGAGAGCAGACAUGAACACACUUGGCAUACAGUGUCUUCAAACAGCAACAAUGAAGUUUUUCGUUGGCAGAAGCCUACAUUUGAUAGAAGAUCUCGAUUAAAUGUUGAUAUCAACAGUGAGUAUGAUAGAUAUAGCCAUAGAACGCAUGAAAAAGAAAGAACAUUUGAAAACAUACGGCAGGGUGUGUCAUCAAACAGGAAUUAUGACAUUUGUCGUGAGCAGAAUUCUACAGUUGAUAGAAGAUCGCGUUCAAAUUAUGGUAUCAACACGGGAUAUGUUAAUAAUUCCAAAAGUACAUAUGAAAAAGAAAGCCAACAUGAAACCACAUGGCAAGGAGUGUCUUCAAACAGGAAUUAUGAACUUUCUGGACAGAAUCGUACAUUUGAUAGACUAUCUCGUUCAAAUAUGGAUAUUCAUACUGAAUAUUAUCGAAAUAUCCAACGACCACAUCAAUUAGCGAGAAGACAUGAACAAACUUGGGAGGGAGUGUCUUCAAACAGCAAUAAUGACCUUUGUCGUUGGCAGGAUCCUACAUUUGAUAGAAGAUCUCGAUUAAAUAUUGAUAUCAACACUGAAUAUGAUCAAAAUACCGAAACAAAACAUGAAAUAGAAAGCAGACAUGAAAACACAUGGCAUAGAGUAUCUCCAAAUAGGAAUUAUGAACCUUGUGGGCAGAUUCCUCCAAUCGAUAAAAGAUCAUGUUUUAAUGUAAAUAUCAACACCGAGUAUGGUAGAAAUAUCCAAAGAACACACGAAAAUAUAAAUCGAAGAAUGAAUCACAAAGAGACAUAUGAAUCUCGUUCCAACUCUAAAUCGAACGUUCCAAGCACAAAGCAAUAUAACUGUGAGAAGAAAAUGUUAACACACAAUUCUCAGAAUGGCUUUGAAGCGUCUCAUCAAAAGAUAGAUAUAGAAAAAUUGUCAAAGAUGGAUAGCGAUAGCCUAGCGGCUCAUCUAAGUACUUAUAGUAGAGAGCUAGAUACAUUUUUGUUUAAGGAUGUGAGAAGGGAGCAGAUGUCUUUAUUUUUGCAAGUGAUGUGUCAGUUGUGUAAGUGUAAGCGUGAAGUAUUAGUUCAGAAAGCUCUCAAUCCAUUAAAAGAAAGAAGGUUCUUUGACCGACCGGAUAUAAAGAAAAUUAUUUGCGAAUUGCGUUUACAGUUUGAUGAGGAAAAGAUUCAGAUUCUGCAAAAUUUACUAGUUUUGAUGAAAGGACUUGCAUAUCAUGCCAAUACUGGGCCCUCUGAUUUGAUCACACCAUUAGAUUCCUUAGAAAGAUGUGUAAAUGAAAAACUAAAGAAUGGAAAUCAACAAAGCAACCUUAAAGCAUUAAUACAACAGAUAAGAGACAAGUGGGAUCCUGCAAAAACUCUUUGUGACGAGAACAAACUCUCAACUUUAUCUAUAUUGCCAGAUCUUAUAGAAAUAGAGUCGUCGUGUGCGAGUUCUUUAAUUGAUUCUGAGUUUGACACAGAAGAAAGCUACUUGCGAAGACUUUUUAUGGUUCAUCGACAGGAUUUUAUAAGGCCUCUAUGUAAAGGGUUAAUGUCUUUAAAAAACACUUUAUUUGCAGAUCCGUAUUGUCUUGAGAAGAAAUGGCGCCAUGAUGACAUCCGUGUUUAUAAAGAUAUAUGUUUCCUAUCACGAUGUUGUAAUGAGCAGAACGGCAUAACUUGGAAAAUUAGUUUUGAUAUCACUCCGUAUAGUCGAAUCAACUGGAACAUUAGAAAGCUACUGACAUUUGGAUCUCUUGUGUGCUUAACUAACAGAACAUUUACCAUUCUUCAGUAUGCAACUGUAGCAGAUCGUAAUGCUGUUGACCUAAACAAUGGGAUUUUUGAAAUCAAAUUUAUCGACGAUAUUGGAGACAUGUCUGAAAUUUUACAACAGCCUGAUGUCCUACAAGUUGAGAGCCAAGCCUUCUUUCCGUCCUACUUUCAUACGUUAAACUCACUGAAAUGUAUGUACAGUGAAAUAUUUAAUGCGGAAAAAAGAUUACCUUUUGGAAAGCAAUUAUUAAACAAAAGAAACAGUGUGGAACAAGAAAAGCCAGAUUAUUUUAAAUCACCUUCAUUCGUAGAAAAAGGAUUUGACAUCAGAUGUUUGCACUCUGAACAAAAAGCAGUAAAGGUUGACAUUUCAAAUGAGGCAAACUGGCCUGAUGCAGAUAGUCUUGGUAUGGACGAUUCUCAACACCAGGCAUUUAUCACAUCAAUGAACAGUAAGCUUGCCUUAAUACAAGGACCACCUGGAACAGGGAAAACCGUAGCAGAACUUCUUUUACGAAAUGAUAGUAUAUGGCGUCAACAAGAUGACCAAGGACCAAUGCUACUUCUUAGCUAUACUAACCAUGCAUUAGAUCAGUUUUUAAUAGAUAUCUCUAAAAGACUGCAGAUUACCGACGCCGCUGCUAUUGUCCGAUUAGGAUCGAGAUCAGAAAUCGAAAUAUUGAGCAAAUAUAACUUGACGGCUAAACGCAAGGCAUACAGUUACAAAGAUGAGGAGUCCAUUACUCGCGGGGGAGAAAUUCGAAUACGUACAAAAAGAGAAACAUCGAGCGUACUGAAUGUAUUGGCAUACAAUGCUAAAUCUAAUUUGAAACAAAGAAUCAAAGAGCAUGAAAACUUGAAGAAACUACGAGAGGAAAUUCAGACAGGAAUAGUUCAUCAAGACUGGCUCCAUGGUGUAGCUAAUGCUAUUACUGACAAGCAAUACAAUGCACUCAGGAACGAAUCUUCUUUAAUUAGAUGGUUAAAAGUUGAAUCAGUAACACAACAAGUUGUUAAUAUACAACAAAACUAUUUGGAAAAUAUUUACGAAGAUGAUGAUUUUGAGUAUUUCGAUGAAGAGGAAAAUUGGUAUGAUGAUUUAAGUGGAGAUUAUGACGAAGAGGGCAUACAAACAUUGGAAAAACUUCAACUGAUGCAUUUAGACUUAGAAAAAUUGAAAAUGGUGAUUUCUUCAAGUAUUGUAUUUAGCAAAGAGAAAACGCAAAGCAACCAAUGGUUUUGGGAGCAAUACAAUGAGUAUAAAAAAUCUGUUUUCAUUAAGAAAAUAGAAGAGAAACUCUGUUGUACACAAGCAAUGCCAUUUGAGGAUGCAUGUUCUGUGUCGAAUAUAUGGAACAUCGAUUAUCCACAAAGGUGGCAGUUGUAUAAAUACUGGAUUCAACAGUCUCUCAUUCCCAUCAACAAAGAAAUACAAGAGUGUGAGGAAAGCUACAGAAGAGCCCAAGGACGUUAUGAAGAGAUUCAACAUAUAGCUGAUAUCAACAUAUUGAAGAGAGCAAAACUUGUAGCAUGUACAACAACCAGAGCUGCAAGAGAUAUAGGAAUACUAAAACGAGUUUCUCCUAGAAUUGUUCUUCUUGAAGAAGCAGCUGAAAUCCCAGAACAUCACGUGGUGGCAUGUUUGACGUCAUCCUGCAAGCAACUUAUUAUGAUUGGCGACCACCAACAACUGCGUCCGUCCUACAAUGAUUACCAAACAGCACGACAACAUAAAAUAAAUAUUUCCCUUUUUGAAAGACUUAUUCGUGGACGUUUUCCAUAUAAACGAUUAGAAUAUCAACAUAGAAUGAGACCAACAAUAUCCAAGCUUUUAGUGCCUCACAUUUAUCGUACCCUGCAAGAUGACCAAAGUGUGUUUGAAUACGAAAACGUUAAAGGAAUUAACUGUAAUGUGUUCUUUUUAUCGCAUUCUGAGUUUGAAGACCAGGAACACGAUGAGUUUUCAAGAAGUCACAAGAACGAAUUCGAGGCAUUGUUCAUUUGUAAAUUGUACAGAUAUAUCAGAAUGCAAGGAUAUCCUUCUUCUAAAAUAACUGUGCUGUCAACCUACAAAGAUCAAGUUCGGCUACUUCGCAACAAGAUCAGGACUGAAGAUCAAACAAUUUCAAGAAAUGAAUUUUUUACCGACGACUUCGUCAAUUAUUCAGGGAUUUCAAGUCGAGAAGACCAACCAUCUGUAAGAGUUACGGCAGUAGAUAAUUUUCAAGGAGAGGAAAAUGAUAUAAUAUUGUUGUCGCUUGUCAGAAGUAAUAAGGAAAACAAAAUAGGCUAUUUAUCCGAGGCAAAUAGAGUUUGCGUUGCUCUGUCAAGGGCAAAAAUUGGACUUUACGUGAUAGGCAAUUUUGAACUUUUAAAAUCGAGAUCAGAACUGUGGAAUAAUAUUGUCAUUGAUGCUGAAAAUAGAAAAUCUGUUGGCUCAAAGCUGCACCUAACUUGUCAGAAUCACAAAAAUUCGACAUAUGUUUCUAAGCCGGACGACUUUGAUCAGGUUGCAGAUGGCGGAUGUCAAGAACCUUGUGAUGUCAAGAGACAAUGUGGGCACUUCUGUUCAAGAAAAUGUCAUGUAGAUGAUUCAGAUCAUGAAGACGAUUGUCAAAAAGAAUGUCACAGAGUUUGCGAAAGUGGACAUAGGUGCAUGAAAUCGUGUCAUUUUCCAGACCCAUGUGAGAAAUGUAGUGAAAUCGUGGAAAAGACAAUUCCAAAAUGUCAGCAUAAAAAACGUAUGCCUUGCCAUAAAGAUCCAAAGUCUUCAUCAUGCGAUGAACGAUGUCAAGCUAUUAUAGCAUGUGGUCAUCGUUGUCAGAAACAUUGUACAGAUCCUUGUAAUACAGAAGAUGACUGCAAGGAAUUGAUAAAGGUAAAAGCUCGUUGCGGGCAUGAGGUUCAAGUGGCAUGUUAUACAAAAUAUGAUCCACCUUGUAAGUUGCCAUGCCAGGGAAUACUGAAAUGUGGUCACGAAUGCAAAGGAACACAUUCCGAAUGUAGUCAAGGAAGGCUUCACAUACCAUGUAAAGCAAAAUGCGAAAGAAACAUGGUAUGUGGACAUAUUUGUAGGGAUAAUUGCAACUAUCGCUGUCCACCUUGCAAACAGAAAUGCGAUCGGAAAUGUUUUCAUGGCGAUAGAUGUAAAAAAAGAUGUAGUGAUAGCUGUAUACAAUGUACUGAACCUUGUAAGUGGGAAUGUAAAGCAGAAUGUCAAAACAAAUUCAAGUGCGAACAAGUAUGUAUGGAACUUUGCGAAAGACCAAAAUGUAAUACUCUUUGCAAUACUAUACUAGAUUGUGGCCUCGGUCACAAAUGUUCAGGACUGUUAUGCGAAUGUUCAAAGUGCGUUUGUAAAGUAUGCGAAAACUUGACAGAAAUAUUAUUUGGAUAUGAAGAAGAAGAUAACGCCAUAUUCAUUCGGUUAGAAGACUGCACAUGCGUUUUCGAAGUAAAUGGACUGGACCAACAUAUUUCGAACGUCAUGGAUAAUACAAGUGACGAAAUCAAGUCUUUGAAGUGCCCAAAGUGCAGCACAAAAAUAUCAAAGUCAAAAAGGUAUUCUAACGAACUAAAAAUUAUCAACAAAAACAUUUGUGAUGUAUUUAGAACCAUUAGAAAUAUUGAAGAAGGUACUGAUCUCCAUUCAAAGCGGUUUGCUACAAGACAGUUACUCACUGACAAUAAAUAUGACAUACCUCGUGACAAAUUUAAUCAACUUCGGGACAAAAUCGAAAAAACCGGGAGGGUCGAUACUCUGAACAUGAUAUUCGACCAGUUAACUUUUUAUAAAGAAAUUCGUAAUAUCAGAAAGGAAAUAAUUACCUUUAAGUAUUGUCGGCAGUUAAAAGCAUGGUUAGACCGUCUGGAAACUUGGGUAUUUUUAAAGCGAAGUAGAUAUGCGCGACAAGAACAUACAGAGUUUUUUUCUAGAAAUACGACGACUACAGCUUACGAUUGAUAUUUAUAAAUUCAAAACAGAAUUGUCUAAACAGGAUGAAGGACUCGAAAUCCCAGAGAAUAUUCAAAAUUACCUGCUUAAAAUCGAAUCUAUCGAAAUCAUAGAAGAAAACGAAUUGUCAAAAAUGAGAAAGGAAACCGAAAAAGUCUCAGACAAAAUGAUUGGCCUAACCCUUCAAGAGAAAGUAAUGAUAAAGCGAACCAUGGAGAACGAAUUUAUGGGGUCAGGACAUUGGUACAAAUGUAAAAAUGGACAUUACUACUCUAUUGGGGAAUGUGGGAUGCCUAUGGAGAUGAGAAAAUGUCCGCAGUGUAAUGUGACAAUUGGAGGUACAGGUCAUAUGCUAACUGAUGACAAUGAGAGAGCUAUGGACCUUGAAAAUCUUUAAAUUUCUGUUAUAUCUUAUCAAAAUACAUUGUCGUUAGGAGACAGCGUUGGACAUUUAAGCGCUUUGAUAGGACAUUUUAGCAAAAAGAAUCGGACGUGUUAGCGCCAAAGUGUAGCCCAGUAUAGCGCCAAAAUUUAACCCAUUUUAGAGAAAAGUGAAAUUAAAAAUGCCCAUUUUAGCAAAACUAAUUUAUUCAUUGUAGAAUAGUAAAUUUUAAUAGUAUUAAUACAGCACAUGAAGUAUGAAAAAUGUGUUCACUUAAAUGUCCUGCGCCCUUAGGAAACGACCAUUUAAUCAUCUUUUGGGGACCGGGAGGAUUUUUUACCCACGGAAUACUCUUUUUCAUCUGGUAUUUAUUUUGAAUUCCAAUGCGGAAAAUGUAUUUCCGUUUUUGUACACAAUUUAAAUAUAUAUUGUAUUUUGUUGAUUUUGCUGGGUAUAAUAUUCCAUUUCGUCCCGUAUUGGAAAAGGUUAUUAUUUUUCGGUGUGUAGGCCAGAUCAUUCAUUUCCAAAUCACUUCUUAUUCCUCCCUCAUUAGAAAGGUCGACUGUUUGCCCUCCUAAUCAUCUGUUAAUUACACAGAAAGUAACGGCGCGGGAUGUUUGCGCUUUUUCAGAGGACAUUUGCGCUUUUUUAUGGAUAUUUGCGCUUCAAUUUAUUGGACAUUUGCGCUUUUUAUGUAGGACAUUUGCACUUUUACAAUAUUUGCUUCCUAAUGACUUCCAUCCUCUUUUAUCCGGCCUUGGGACCGGCAGGUUUGACCUGGCAGAGUUAAAGUCAUUUCAUAGCACAUUCAUUUCAUAGCACAUCCAUUUCAUAGCACAUUCGUGUUUAAAAGUCAUUUCACAGCACAUUGAUAUAGUUAUAUAUAGCUAAUAGUAAACAUAUUUUUCAGGAUUGAUUACUACAUGUAGUAUUUAUUUUCCUCUUUUGCUAAGUAUCCUUUUCUUUUAUAUUCACUUUUGUACACAUUUGCUUCCCUGAUUUUUUUUUUUUUUUUUUUUAGAAUAUUCCUGUUCAUCGUUUGCAAAGUUAAUUAUUUUCAGUUCUUACCUGGCCAAAUCAUUCAUUUUCAACAUCCUCAUCCCCCUCGAUAUUCAGAUAGUCGCCCCCUUUAUGCACUAUCCAAUCCCGCCAUCGACCGAUUGUCAUGGGAGAAACAAAGAGUUGGAGGAGGUAUAACCAAAAUCAAAAUACAUAUAAUUAGGUCGUCGUAUGUACCGAAAUAUACUGUUUAAGGGAGACCAUGUCUUCGUGUUUUUCUCCCAUUCCUAGAGACACCGACAAUUAUUUUUUAAAGGAGAAAAUUAUUCCCAUCCGGUCUUUUUUUGGUGCACGUGGAGUACCUGUUUUUGUCGUUUCAGAAUAAAUAUUUUCCAAUAUUUUUUCGGGAUGGAAACACUACUCAAUAAUCUCGGGUCGGAAACUUUCAAUAUAAAUCUUACACAAACAAUUCAUUUAAAUGUAUCUGAAACUCAAAUCCUACUAAAACAGUUGCUACAUGUGUUCCUUUUCUGAAAAUAAGUGACUAAUUUGUGCACUGCAAAGUUAGCGCGGCAAAAUUUGAUGAACAUAUUUAAUUCAUGAAAAGCACAGUUAAGGGUGCAUUUCUUUCUAACCAAAAUUUUGUAAACGUUGUGUGCCGUUUGUUAUCGUUUGCUAAACUCUACAAAAGUAGAAACAAUUGUACGACUUUGCCCCCAGCAGAGCUAUAGAAAAAGAGUACAUAAACGGGUGUUACACGGACACUUUUUAGAUGAUACACGGACACUUUUUAGUUGUUACACGGACACUUUUUAUAAAUAGAAUCACUCGUGCAUGAUCAGUGAGUUCAUGGGUACUUUAAAUUUCAAUUAGAUUUUUUUCAAACAAUUCCAGUAUAUUACUAUUCAUAUCAGUACACUAAGGGAUUGACCAUGUAACUUCAAAAGGGGAGUUUCCAAAAAAAAAUAUUCUGAUCCCCAAUUUUGUGAGAAAAAAAUAUAUUGUGGUCAAUCAGAUGACAAAAUAAUGUUCUGAUUCCUGAUUUUCCGUAUACCGUAUAUAAUAAUGCUAAUUUCGAAAAAAAAUAUUUGGGUGAUAGCGUUGAAAAACUAAAUAAUUUUCUUACUCAGAAAAAAACAUACCCCCUUUUGGAGCUAAAUAGUCGGCCCGUAAAUGUAUUUUUUUUCAAUACAUGGACAUGAAUAGUAUUCUGGACAAUGCUGAAAGUAAAGAAAUGCUGGUACCGACGUUUAUAUUUCAAUAAAAAAGACAGGAAAUAUGUAUAAAAAAAUCAAAUCUAAUGAAAAGAUAGAAUCCCUAUCAACUCACCAAUGCACGAUUGAUCCUAUAAAUUAAAAGUGUCCGUGUAAUACAUGUUCAAAUAGGCAGCAAAUCUUGAAGAAAAUCAUUCAACUUAUUUCACCAAUUUUGGACGGUAAGCUGCGAUUGGAUCAUAUUGUGACACGUGUUUAAUCCUGACCAACACUAUUAGAGACAUAUAUAAAAACCUAAUCAUGAAUUUUAAAAAAAAAUCCAAAAUAUAUGCCUAUAUAUAUAUAUAUAUAUCUAAUAACAAGACAAAAUCCAUUUUGUCAUAACAUUUCAUUCACUAAUGAAAUAGGAAAUUCAUUCUUUUUAUACAUUUAUAUUGUUAUUGAAUUCAUAUAUAUAGAAUUCAUAUAUUUGGGAGCAAACGUAAGAUUUUUAUUAUUUUUUAAGGCGGAAUGGGGGAAUGGAUGUUUUCAACAAAAAAAGAUAGAGCCUGUUUAUUCAGUUUAAAUUUAUUUUACCCCCCCCCCCCUCUUUUUCCGUUUUUCCCCAAGUAAAAAUCAAAUGUAAGCUUGCUUACCUCUGAAAUCUUUUUCAUACAUUACUUACUUGCGAAGUUGCAUUUUUACAAGUCUCAAAUGUGUACGACAUUCAUCUGUUACUUGACAUGGUUCUUUUUUAUGAAAUUAUUAGAUUCUUGAAUUUCUUGAGAAAAACUAGGCUCAAGGGAAGUGAAAAACUGUAACUUACAUUAACUGGUAUAUGACCAUUUAAGUUUCUAAUCUGUUUAAUUUUGAUACCUCUUCUAAAUGCAAAAUGUACUACGUCUUUCUUGAAACGUCGUACAAGUCAGAUACAAAACAAAGGUAACAAAAAACAGGCCGGAAACAAACUGCCGUAAAGUUUUUCUGCACUCGUAGUCUGGUCAAGGUCCUCGGCUAUCGCCGCGGACCUUCACCUGACUACUCGUGCAGAAAAACUAUCCGGCAACGGUUGUUACCGGCCUGUUUCUUUGUUACCUUUGUAUUGUAUCCAAUACAUACAGCGUUUAAUCAGUGUUUACUGACCCUGUUUGAACUUUCAAUAAUACAUGCAAAUGUUGUUGGUAAACAGACUUAUUACAAAAGUUGAAACAAACACAUCAUUUAAUCAGGCUGAAGUUAGAAACAAAUGUAGCGUUUGUACUAACAAACGAUGAACGACAAACUGUAGACGCAGUUUUAGUGAGUGCAUAGUUUGUCAAAGUUUAGGUAAACUAUGUUAGAAACAAAUGAUCAAAACAUGUGCGCGCUUAGCCGUUUGUAUCGUUUGUGUUAGAAAGAAAUGCACUCUAAGUUUCAUUGGUCAGCAUUUACAUUUCAUAAAUUUAGUAGCCACACCUAACUCAUGUAAACUUAAUGCAUUCAAAACUGUCGCCUCUGUGCAUUUUUACAAUCUAUUAAGUAAUUGGCGUGCAAUAUUUACAACUUCAAUAUAAAAUUCCGGGGUAUUCAAGGGUUAGACAUCCACAUGAUCCAAAAAAACUGGCUUUUCAUUCCUGAUUAUGUCUUCUUGAUAUACAACAAUGUUUGCUUUGAUUAAUUUUAUUUUGAUGUUUGUGUGUAUGUUGUAUGCUGACUAUUUAUAACAUUAAGUGUUUAGAUUAUCUAGAUGUAUCUAUAUUACAAUAUAUAACCUAGA